Molecule: messenger RNA, 18342 nt
Organism: Coregonus sp. 'balchen'
Lineage: Eukaryota; Metazoa; Chordata; Actinopteri; Salmoniformes; Salmonidae
Source: the annotation of a GenBank genome assembly
CUCUGGUGAGCUGUCUUCAUGAGGAUGCAGCUGCUGCUAACCUACCAUUUUCAACAGUUGAGGUUAGUAAAAUCUACUACACUGGGUACCCGAACCUAGCUAAACGUUGGUCUUUGCAAAACCGUCCACUGUUUGGAGGUAAACGAAAAGGAAGAAAGAGAGGUAACGUUAGCUAACAAGCUAGCUUGCCAUGUUGUUACUGGAAAAAUGAAAGGUAUUCUCUCUCUCUUCACUUGCGAGAAAUGUGUAUCAGUUUUCAACAGUAACGUUAAAAGUCAACAAUUGGAUAGCUAGCAAGGAGCAAAUAUAUUCUGUUGUAGGUUAUAGGAUAGCCAGCUAGUUUUCAGUGACAAGGACAGAGGACAGCUACCUGGUUACAACGGGAAAGGGUAAGCUUAUGGGGGAGUUUGAGUGACAUACUGUACAGUGCCUUCAGAAAGUAUUCAUACCCCUUUAGUUAUUCCACAUGUUGUUUUGUUCCAACCUGAAUUCAAAAUGGAUUCAAUUGAUUUUCUCUCACCCAUCUACACAGAAUACCCCAUAAUGACAAAGUGAAAAUAUGUUUUUAGAAAUUUUAGCAAAUGUAUUGAAAAGGAAAAUACAUUUACAUAAGUAUUCAGUCAAUACUUUGUCAUUGUAGAAGCACCUUUGGCAGCGGUUACAGCUGUAAAAUUCUAAGAGCUUUCCACACUUGGAUUGUGCAACAUUUGGCCAUUUAUUAUUUCUUCAAGCUCUGUCAAAUUUUGGUUGUUGAUCAUUGCUAGACAACCAUUUUCAGGUCUUGCCAUAUAUUUUUAAGUAGAUUUAAGUCAAAACUGUAACUCGGCCACUCAGGAACAUUCACUGUCUUCUUGGUAAGCAACUCCAGUGUAGAUUUGGCCUUGUGUUUUAGGUUAUUUUCCUGCUUAAAGGUGAAUUCAUCUGCCAGUGUCUGGUGGAAAGCAGCCUGAACCAGGUUUUCCUCUAGGAUUUUGCCUGUGCUUAGCUCCAUUCCAUUUCAUUUCAUCCUGAAAAACUCCCCAGUCCUUAACGAUUACAAGCAUACCCAUAACAUGAUGCAGCCAGCACUAUGCUUGAAAAUAUGGAAAGUGAUACUCAGUAUAUGUGUUGUAUUGGAUUUGCCCCAAAAAUAACACUUUGUAUUCAGGACAAAAAGUGAAUUGCUUUGCCACAUUUUUUUUUGUAUUACUGUAGUGCCUUGUUGCAAACAGGAUGCAUGUUUUGGAAUAUUUUUAUUCUGUACAAGCUUCCUUCUUUUCACUUUGUCAAUUAGGUUAGUAUUGUGGUGUAAUUACAAUGUACAGCCUCAGUUUUCUCCUAUCGCAGCCAUUAAACUGUAACUGUUUUAAAGUCACCAUUGGCGUCAUGGUGAAAUCCUUGAGCGGUUUCCUUCCUAUCCUGCAACUGAGUUAGGAAGGACGCCUGUAUCUUUGUAGUGACUGGGUUUAUUGAUACACCAUCCAAGGUGUAAUUAAUAACUUCACCUUGCUCAAAGGGAUAUAUAAUGUCUGCUUUUUUUCAUUUUUAGAAACCUACCAAUAGGUGCCGUUCUUUGCGAGGCAUUGGAAAACCUCCCUGGUCUUUGGUUGAAUCUGUGUUUGAAAUAUACUGCUCGAAUGAGGGACCUUACAGAUAACUGUAUGUGUGGGCAUAGAUGUUUGGGGGUGGGGAUGCUGUGAUUUUUAUUUUGCCCACGGCUAUAUUGGUCUGUUAAUACAGGACUAGUAAAGGCCCAUUAUUGCCCAUGCUAUAGACGGCUAUAUUGGUCCGCUAAAAGCCAAUUUAUGCUUGAUCCGAAAAUGUAGUCGGAGGCUUUGUAUGGAGGGUGUGACAGAAUUGCGGCGCCUUCAGAGGCACGCAGAGGCCAAAUUGAGCUCCGUACUGCAUCGCUGUACGCCUCCCAAAUUUUGUAACAAUGCAGAGGGCUCCGUAUAGCUCCACAUUGUCAUGAUUGGUUGACGGUAGUUGGGGGCGGGAGGUCCUGUAUAAACACAAACUCACUUCCUUGACAACUUCCUUCACAACAGCUCUGCACUGCUCCGUGAAGCGUAAGAAGUAUGAAUGCCCUAACUUCUGCAGAGGCCGUAUCAACGUAAAUGCUGCAUGGUCAAUGCAGCUAUUGGAUUGACCAUGCAGCGCCUUUAACACAGGACUAGUAAAGGCCCAGUGCACAACUUUUGGGAGAAAAAAAAGUAUUAAUAUUUAUUUUCUUUAUUCUGAUUUUUCAGGGGGUGCUGCAGCACCCUCAGCACCCCUACGUCCUGCAGCUAUGUGUGUGUGGGGUACAGAGAUGAGGUAGUCAUUCAAAAAUCAGGUUAAACACUAUUAUUGCACACACAGUGAGUCCAUGCAACUUAUUAUGGGACUUGUUAAGCACAUUUUAAACUUAUUUAGGCUUGUCAUAACAAAGGGGUUGAAUACUUAUUGACUCAAGACAUUUCAGCUUUUGAUUUUUUAUUAAUUUGCAAACAUUUAGAAAAACAUAAUUCCACUUUGACAUUAUGGGGUAUUGUGUGUAGGGGAGUGACAAAAAAAUCUCCAUGUAAUCCAUUUUAAAUUCAGGCUGUAACACAACAAAAUGUGGAAAAGUGAUGCAUGCAUAUGUAUUCACCCCCUUUGCUAUGAAGCCUGGUGCAACCAAUUACCUUCAGAAGUCACAUAAUUAGUUAAAUAAAGUCCACCUGUGUGCAAUCUAAGUGUCACAUGAUCUGUCACAUUAUCUCAGUAUAUAUACACCUGUUCUGAAAGGCCCCAGAGUCUGCAACACCACUAAGCAAGGGGCACCACCAAGCAAGUGGCACCAUGAAGACCAAGGAGCUCUCCAAACAGGUCAGGGACAAAGUUGUGGAGGGUACAGAUCAGGGUUGGGUUAUAAAAAAAUAUCAGGAACUUUGAACAUCCCACGGAGCACCAUUAAAGCCAUUAUAAAAAAAUUGAUAGAAUAUGUCACCACAAUAAACCUGCCAAGAGAGGGCCGCCCACCAAAACUCACAGACCAGGCAAGGACGGCAUUAAUCAGAGAGGCAACAAAGAGACCAAAGGUAACCCUGAAGGAGCUGCAAAGCUCCACAGCGGAGAUUGGAGUAUCUGUCCAUAGGACCACUUUAAGCCGUACACUCCACAGAGCUGGGGUUUACGGAAGAGUGGCCAGAAAAAAGCCAUUGCUUAAAGAAAAAAAUAAGCAAACACGUUUGGUGUUCACCAAAAGGCAUGUGGGAGACUCCCCAAACAUAUGGAAGAAGGUACUCUGGUCAGAUGAGACUACUUUCGCAAGCCACUGUACUUUCUGAAGGCGCUGUAGCUAUAGCUAGCUAGCUAGCUGCAAAGUCAGCCAGCCAAAUAGCUAUGAUUCAUAUAACUUCUAGCUAUAAUUCUUAACUCCAAAGACAAGGCAAAUUGUAAAAAGCCUUGUCUUUUGGAGUUAUGAAUCAUGCCAGCCAACUAACUAAUGUUAGUCGAACAUUUAGCUAGCCUUUUUUCUGAACAGUUCAGUUGCUAUCUAACUGGUCUUGAUGUGUUAAUUACUCAUUACUUAAUUACUACUCUUAAUUCAAGUAAUGUUAGCUGUCAAUAAAAAGCCACCUUGCAAAUAGUUACAGUUAGUUUAAUGGGUCAAAAUGAAGUCAAUUAUUCCUAAAUUAUUUCCUUCUCUUCCCCAUCCCCUCAGUCCAGCGUCUAUGGCCUAUGACUGUACCAUUCAGCUGGAGAGAUGUACCCCCCAUCCAGAAAGGACUUCAUCGCUCUGACCCUCAGUGACCAACACAGCCGCAGCUACAACAACGGAAAGCACCGCCGCCAGUCCUGCUGGAGGGUGAGUAUUAUUUAUAUAAAACCCUUGUCCUACAGCAGUGGUCUCCAAGGCUUUCCUAGUCAAUCACCAAACAUUUCUGUAAAAACCCAACGAUAAAUCUUUGCUUUCCUAUUUGAUACUGAGAGAUUUAAAAAUGUUUAAAACCAUGACUAGAGAGCAUCUCAACGAAUACAGCAAAGAGCUGCUGUUUUUAUGUGUAAGUUCAUGUUUAAGUUGUUAUUCAGCACUGUCAACACUUUGUUCAACACUUUUAUAAGCCAUAACAUUUGCGUUCUCCCUACUUCCACACGCAAUGAAUGAGUACAGCAAAGUGUUACGAUAAGCUUGCGUUGUUAUUAUUAGCGGAUUGUGUCAUUUUUAAUAUCUAGGAAUAUUUCACUUUCUCUGGUCAUAGGAGUAAGCCUCACUGCUGCUCCCUCCCUCCCCUCAGACUGACCAUCAAAUGCAGGUCAUCAAUCCUGUAAAAAAAAAAAAAAAAAUUGAUUACGCUCACUCAGCUGUGCCUCACAAGUAAUACAAAAUGGUCUGAGAACAACAUUGGCAAAGUAAUUCAAGCAUAGCCAAUAUGCAGUGAGAAUGUAUUGGGCCUACAGCCAACUGCACAAACCUCAUUGCUACAGAACUGUUUUUAAUUGUUUAAUGUUUCAUAGGCUUAAGUUUUUUAAGUCAUGUAAAAAAAAAAAAAUGAGCGGUAGAAAAAAAAAUUACUAAAAACUGAGCGGUAGAUCUCAAUUUGCAUUUUGACUCAGAAAGUGAUCUUGACUCAGAAAAAGUUGGUGAACACUGUCCUACAGCCACACACCUGUCAAAACUCUCACAACAGUACUGUGAACUGGGGCCAUAUGCAUCAAGCGACUCAGAGUAAGAGUGCUGAUCUAGGAUCAGCUACCCCCUGUCUAUUGAAUCUUAUUCAGGGUGCUCUAAAAGGCUAAACUGAUCCUAAAUCAGCACUUCUACUCAGAGAAGCUUGAGACAUACGGCCCCAGGCAAUAUGCAAAAGCAUAGCAGUCAUGAAUGUGAGGAGUAGUGCUCAUGGUAGUUUUCAUUGGUAUAGGGAAGAUUAGGCAGCGUCUUCUUGGGUAUUGUUUUAUUUAGAUAGAUUCCAGUGGCAAAGCCUCUCUUGAGACAAUGAUGCAUUGUUUUCCAUCAUGGUUCACUGAUGAUUGCUCAGAUAGGCAUUCGUGGCCCAGCACAGGUAUUAAUUAUGCUAGGUGGCCAGCCUGUGAGAGUAGCUUGUUGUGCCUCUAGCUAUUUUUGUUGUCUCUAGCCUCACUGCUUGCUCUCUCCCUGGUUAGAUCAGUAUGUGAGGUAGUGGAAAAACAACCAUCUAGAGAUGUUGGAGUUGUAGCAGGCAAGUAACACAAUAGCUAUCACAGUGUCUGUCAAAAGCUUUUGUCCCUCUUUAAUGGUGAUCUGGUAUGGGGAAAUGAGCUGGGGUCCUACUGUCGUUUGAAUUGAGAGAUUGCUUUUGAGUGCUUCUUUUCCUCUUCUCUAUAGAAGUGGAAGCAGCUGUCUCGGCUGCAGCGCAGUCUCAUCCUCUUCCUGCUGGCUCUGCUGCUGAUAUGUGGACUGCUCUUCUACCCCAGCUUCUCAGAGCAAUGGAGAGGUAGGCCUCCUUCACCACACUCACUGGCUGUUAGAUAAAGAAAGCUGGGGAGUAUUUAGUAUUUGUAUGCCGCUGUGGAUGUUUAUUUAUUUAACCCUAUUUUACCAGUUAAGUUGACUGAGAACACUUUCUAAUUUACAGCAAUGACCUGGGGAAUAGUUACAGGGGAGAGGAGGGGGAUGAAUGAGCCAAUUGGAAGCAGGGAAUGAUUAGGUGGCCAUGAUGACAUGAGGGCCAGAUUGGGAAUUUAGCCACGACACCGGAGUUAACACCCCUACUCUUACGAUAAAUGCCAUGGGAUCUUUAGUGACCACAGAGAGUACAAAGCGCAGGAUCCUGUGCUUUGUGUUGCUGUGUAUUGAUGUCUGUGUUGUCAUGUGUUUGUGUGCGCUCAGUCGUGUCGGACAGGGCUGUAAGGGAGGACUGGGAUGGAGACUGGGAAAGAGGCCUGAAACCUGUCCCUCCAGGGGUCAACCCUGUGGCUGGCCCAGCCAUCGGCCAAGCUGGAGGUGCGGCUGUGGGCCUGGCGGGUGUAGCGGUCGGUCCAGAGCUGGGUCCAGCAGUGGGUCCAGGACUCAUACCAGAGGUCAUCCCAAAAGUCCCCUCUCUACCCAAACCCCUAGCCAAGGUCAGGACCAGUCUGGCUAUUGUACUAAAUGAUCAGUUUUGAUUGGUUUUAUGUUUAAUUAAACCUAAAUACCAUUCAAGUGAUUCUGGGUCCAAGAACAGACAGUGAAGCAACUGUUUUGGCUGUCCUUCAGCGCCUUUGUCAGAACAUGCUGUAAUCUAUUGUAAUUAACUGUGUUUACCUACGUAGAAGAGACCAUUCCCAAACAAGAGAGGACCUCCAAGCCUGCAGAAGGAGUGGAAUGUAUCAGAUUCACUGGUAAAACCAGUGGAGAAAGCUGAAGAGGAAGAGCAGGGAGAGAAGCCACUUGUCAGGUAAAACCCUAUUUGGUAUUUUAUUAGGAUCCCCAUUAGCUUUUGUGAAAGCAGCAGCUCAAGGACAGAACUACAUCAAUUUUAAAAAGGCACACGUAGCCUACAUAUCAGUACAUACACACAAACUAUCUAGGUCAAAUACGGGAGAGGCAUUGUGCCGUGAGGUGUUGCUUUUUCUGUUUUUUGAAACCAGGUUUGCUGUUCAUUUGAGCAAUAUGAGAUGGAACGGAGUUUCAUGCAAUGAUGGCUCUAUAUAAUACUGUACACUUUCUUGAAUUUGUUCUGGAUUUGGGGACUGUGAAAAGCCCCCUGGUGGCAUGUCUGGUGGGGUAAGUGUGUUUGUCAGAGCUGUGUGUAAGUUGACUCUGUAAACAAUUUGGGAUUUUCAACACAUUCAUGUUUCUUAUAAAAAGAAGAAGUGAUGCAGUCAGUCUCUCCUCAACGCUUAGCCAAGAGAAACUGGCAUUCAUAGUAUUUAUAUCAGCCCUCUGAUUACAAUGAAGAGCAAGACGUGCCACUCUGUUCUUGGUCAGCUGCAGCUUAACUAGGUAUUUCCUUGCAGCGCUUGCCCACGACUGGAAAAUAAUCAAGAUAAGACAAAACAAGAGCCUGCAGGACUUGCAUUUUGGAGUGUGGUGUCAAGAAAGCAGAGCAUCUCUUUAUUACUGACAGACCUCUCCCCAUCUUUACAACCAUUGAAUCUAUAGUAUAUGUUUUGACCAUGGCCGUUUAGAAUCUAAGGUAACACAAGUAAUUUAGUCUCCUCAACUUGCUCAACAGCCACACCAUUCAUUACCAGAUUCUGCUGAGGUGUAGAACUAAGGGAUGGAUUUUUACCAAAUACAAUGCUCUUAGUUUUGGAGAUGUUCAGGACCAGUUUAGUAAUGGCUACCCAUUACAAAAAAGACAUCAACUCUUUGUUAAGGGUUUCAGUGACUUCAUUAGCUGUGGUUGCUGAUGCAUAUAUGGUUGAAUCAUCAGCAUACAUGGACACACAUGCUUUGUUUAAUGCCAGUGGCAGGUCAUUGGUAAAAAUAGAAAAGAGUAGAGGGCCUAGAGGGCUGCCCUGCAGUACACCACACUUUACAUGUUUGACAUUAGAGAAGCUUCCAUUACUCUUUGAGUUAUGUUAGAUAGAAGCUCUUAAUCCACGAUAUGGCAGAGAUUGAAAAGCCAUAACACAUACGUUUUCUCAACAACAGGUUAUGGUCAAUAAUAUCAAAGGCUGCACUUAAAUCUAACAGUACAGCUCCCACAAUGUUCUUAUUAUCAAUUUCUUUCAUCCAAUCAUCAGUCAUUUGUAUCAGUGCAGUACAUGUUGAGUGCCCUUCUCUCUAAGCAUGAUGAAAGUCUGUUGUUAAUUUGUUUACAGAGAAAUAGCAUUGUAUUUGGUCAAACGCAAUUUUUUCCAACAGUUUGCUAAGAGCCGGCAGCAAGCUGAUGGGUUUGCUGUUAGAACCAGUAAAGGCAGCUUUACCACUCUAGGGUAGCGGAAUUACUUUGGCUUCCCUCCAGGCCCGAGGACAAAGACUUUCCUCUAGGCUCAGAUUAAAGAUAUGACAGAUAGGAGUGGCUAUAGAGUCAGCUACCAUCCUCAUUAGCUUUCCAUCUAAGUUGUCAAUGCCAGGAGGUUUGUCAUUAUUGAUCGAUAACAAUAAUUUUUCCACCUCUCCCACACUAACUUUACAAAAUUCUAACUUGCAAUGCUUUUCUUUCAUUAUUAGUUUUUUUAUGCUUGAGUACGAUGGCUCACUGUUCAUUGUUGGCAUUUCCUGCCUAAGUUUGCCUGCUUUACCCAUGAAGUAAUCAUUAAAAUAAUUGGCAACAUCAAAUGGUUUUGUGAUGAAUAAGCCAUCUGAUUCAAUGAAAGAUGGAGUUUAAUUUGUCUUUCUGCCCAUCAUUUCAUUUAAAGUACUCCAAAGUUUUUUUUCCAUCAUUCUUUAUAUCAUUGAUCUUGGCUUCAUAAUACAGUUUCUUCUUCUUUUUGUUGAGUUUAGUCACAUAAUUUCUCAAUUGCAGUAAGUCAGUCAGUCAGAUGUGCAGCAAGACUUAUUAGCCACUCCUUUUGCCCCAUCUCUUUCAACCAUACAGUUUUUCAGUUCCUCAUCAAUCCAUGGAGCCUUAACAGUUUUAACAGUCAGUUUCUUAACAGGGGCAUGUUUAUCAAUAAUUGGAAGAAGCAAUUUCAUAAAUGAAUCAAGUGCAGCGUCUGUAUGCUCCUUAUUAAUCAUAUCAGACCAACAAAUAUUUGUAACAUCACCCACAUAAGAGUCACAGUAAAAUCUUAUACACUAUUUUAGGCCCAGCUUUUGGAACUUUGGCUUUCCUGGAUAUAGCCACCAGUGAUCACUGCAUCCAAUGGGUACGGAUACAGCUUUAGAACAAAGUUCUACAGUAUUAGUAAAAAUGUGAUAGAUACAUGUGGAUGAUCUUGCUCCUGUAGUGUUUGUGAACACCCUGGUAGGUUGAUUAAUAACCAGAACCAGAUUACAGGCACUGGUUACUGUGAGAAGCUUCCUCUUGAGUGGACAGCUUGAUGAAAACCAGUCAAUAUUCAGGUCCCCAAGAAAGUAGACCUAUCUGUUUACAUCACAUAUUGUCAUGCUUAACCACAUUUGAUAUUGAAUUCAGCUCUGUUGACCAAUCAGGGUCAUUCUGCAGUAAUACUGUUAUUACUAUUUGUUUACAGUUUCAUAUCCUUUAUAACUUGUGUGUUGUGUGUUUCAUGCAUGUAGCUGGCGACGGGCCAUGAUCGAGGCGGACCAGGCUACAGAACCCCCACCCUCUGCCCAUGAGAAGGAUGCAGCUGUGCCCGCUGUACCAGUCAACCCUGAAGACGCUGCCCCACUGGCACCAGGUAAGUCUCUGCCACACGCACCAUCUCAUACCCUCAACCAUACCGCACCCCCUCACGUACUCCAUAGCUUGACCAGUGUUGUGGUUUUGGCUUCACAAAUAUACACGUUUUUUUGUGUGUGCUUUAUAGAGUAAAAGUGUUUACUGUGUGUAGUUUCAGUGAAGCCUGUGGACAGGCUGGAAACAGUGCGAGAGGCCUUUAGGCAUGCAUGGAAGGGCUAUAAGGAGUUUGCCUGGGGUCAUGAUGAACUCAAGCCCGUUUCUAAGUCCUACGGCGAGUGGUUUGGCCUGGGGCUGACUAUCAUUGAUGCUCUGGACACCAUGUGGAUCCUGGGACUGAAAGAAGGUAGCUAGGCCUCCACACACACAUACACCCCACUCUCUCUCUCUCUCUCUCUCUCUCUCUCUCUCUCUCUCUCUCUCUCUCUCUCUCUCUCUCUCUCUCUCUCUCUCUCUCUCUCUCUCUCUCUCUCUCUCUCUCUCUCUCUCUCUCUCUCUACUAGAUGCUACUCUCUAUUUGCUGCUGUGAAACAGAACCCAUGGCUGAAUUUCUCACAAAAAAUGAUCUGUAUUUAUAUGUCUGUCUUUCUCUCUCUCUCUCAUAUGCAGAGUUUGAGGAGGCGAGGAAGUGGGUGGAGACUGAGUUGUCGUUCUCUAAGAAUGUGGAUGUGAACCUGUUUGAGAGCACCAUACGGAUUGUGGGAGGCCUGCUGAGCACCUACCACCUGACUGGGGAUGAGAUGUUCCUGGAGAAGGCUGUGAGUGACAUGGGAAGAAAGGCUAGGACAGAUUGUCACAGGGCUACUAGACAAGGGUAUGGUCUUUACUUUUGACUCUACCUACAUCUUUUGUUUCACACUUUAAUUCCCCUGUUCACUGUUUAUUUGUGACUGACACAUACUGUAUUAUCAAAGCAGGAAAAAUGCUCUUCUCUUCACUUUAAGAAUGAAUGAGUCAGACAAGUACUUAAUUCAAUUAGCUAAUUUACUAAUGACUGUUGAUGGUGAUUAAUAGGUAUUUUCUCAUCUUUCCUUCCCUUCUGCUCCUGUAGAAAGAUAUUGGGUUGAGGUUGAUGCCUGCCUUCAAAACCCCCUCCAAGAUCCCCUUCUCUGAUGUGAACAUUGGGAAGCACACAGCCCACCCACCUCGCUGGACAUCCGACAGCACACUGGCCGAGGUCACCAGUGUCCAGCUGGAGUUCAGAGAGCUCAGCCGCCUUACCCAAGAUCCGCAGUACCAGGUGAGGCCAGAGAGGGGCGCUCUGUGCCUCCUGUGGGUCAUGUCGUGUUUUUUGGGUGUAGGCUACGGCUGUCAAAAAUUCAAUUCAACUAGGCAGACAUAUUGUGGUUUUUGACAAACAAUGAUCUCCGUUAUCUGUCAACGGAUGACCCCCAUUGAAAAACCAACCUUGACUCAAUCCGUAAUUUCUGGACACAAAAUCUCUGUCUGGCUGCAUAGAUUGAAGUUGGAGGAGUUUAACUCAUUAUUGCAUAGGUUUGAAUUUGAGAGGAAGGUUUUCCUUUGCAAAAUGUUUUUUACGGUGCGCUCUAAUAAAUAUGACCCAAGUCUUUAUCAACCUGCCUGUGCCUCCCUAGGAGGUGGUGAAUGAGGUGAUGAGGCUGGUCCAUAAGCUGCCAGGGAAACAUGACGGCCUGGUGCCCAUGUUCAUCAACACCAACAGCGGCCAGUUCACCCACAAAGGAGUGUUCACCCUGGGGGCCCGGGCAGACAGCUACUACGAGUACCUGCUCAAACAGUGGAUCCAGGGAGGCAAGACUGAACCAGAGUAAGCAUCUAUUUGGUUAUGUUUGCAAAUUCCUGGUUAUCCUGGUUGGAGGAUUCCAGAUGUCUUGCUUAUUCCCUUGAUUUCUGGAACCUGGGAGUUAAAGAAAUGUUGCAACUUAUAUUUGGUUCUAUCAGAUCACAUGAUCACAUUUGCGUUGAGGAGACUUGUCUUGCAGCAUUACAGAUAAACUAAUAGAGAUGUAUGGGUAUGUUAUGCUCAGUCUUUUGGAGGACUACCUGGAGGCGGUGGAGGGGGUAAAGAAGCACCUCCUGAGAACCACGGGCCCCAGCAGGCUGACCUUCGUAGGGGAGCUCAACCAUAACCGCUUCAACCCUAAAAUGGUGAGAGAGCGACUACACCAGGGGUGUCAAACUCAUUUUGGCCAGGGGACUGCAUUCAUUCUUCAACGAGGUGCGGAGCGCCGCACUGAAAAUUGGUUGUAUUUCCUUGUCGUCAAAAUUUGCAAAAAAUUGUCCUCUAUCCAUUGUUUUUGGAAUUUGCGAUGCUACUUGACUGUCUAGCUUUUAUUUCGGUGAUGAUUAGCGAGCUGGACACAGUCAAGAAACUGUAUGAAUGUAGGUUCAUUAUAAGUUCCACACAGUUUCGAUUUGGUUUUAGUCAUCUUAAUGUACACUACCAAUCAAAAGUUUGGACACACCUACUCAUUCAAAGGUUUUUCUUUAUUUUUAUCAAAACUAUUUUUAUCAAAACUAUGAAAAACACAUAUGGAAUCAUGUAGUAACCAAAAAAGUGUUAAACAAAUCAAAAUAUAUCUUAGAUUUUAGAUUCUUCAAAUAGCCACCUUUUGCCUUGAUGACAGCUUUGCACACUCUUGGCAUUCUCUCAUCCAGCUUCAUGAGGUAGUCACCUGGAAUGCAUUUCAAUUAGCAGGUGUGCCUUCUUAAAAGUUAAUUUGUGGAAUUUAUUUCCUUCUUAAUGCAUUUGAGCCAAUCAGUUGUGCUGUGACAAGGUAGGGGGUAUACAGAAGAUAGCUCUAUUUGGUAAAAGACCAAGUUCAUAUUAUGGCAAGAACAGCUCAAAUAAGCAAAGAGAAACGACAGUCAAAACCAUCAAGUGCUAUUAUGAAACGGAAACUCAUGAGGACCGCCACAGGAACGGAAGACCCAGAUUUACCUCUCCUGCAGAGGAUAAGUUCAUUAGAGUUACCAGCCUCAGAAAUUGCAGCCCAAAUAAAUGCUUCACAGAGUUCAAGUAACAGACACAUCUCAACAUCAACUGUUCAGAGGGGGCUGUGUGAAUCAGGCCUUCAUGGUGGAAUUGCUGCAAAGAAACAACUACUAAAGGACACCAAUAAGAAGAAGAGACCUGCUUGGGCCAAGAAACACGAGCAAUGGACAUUAGACCAGUGGAAAUGUGUCCUUUGGUCUGCAGUCCAAAUUGGAGAUUUUUGGUUCCAACCGCUGUGUCUUUGUGAGACACGGUGUGGGUGAACGGAUGAUCUCCGCAUGUGUAGUUCCCACCGUAAAGCAUGGAGGAGGAGGUGUUAUGGUGUGGGGGUGCUUUACUGGUGACACUGUCUGUGAUUUAUUUAGAAUUCAAGGCACACUAUCAUUUGUUUUUCAACAGGACAAUGACCCAACACACCUCCAGGCUGUGUAAGUGCUAUUUUACCAAUAAGGAGAGUGAUGGAGUGCUGCAUCAGAUGACCUGGCCUCCACAAUCCCCCAACCUCAACCCAAUUGAGAUGGUUUGGGAUGAGUCGGACGACAGAGUGAAGGAAAAGCAGCCAAUAAGUGCUCAGCAUAUGUGGGAACUCCUUCAAGACUGUUGUAAAAGCAUUCCAGGUGAAGCUGGUUGAGAGAAUGCCUAGAGUGUGCAAAGCUGUCAUCAAGGCAAAGGUUGGCCAUUUGAAGAAUCUAAAAUCUCAAAUAUAUUUAGAUUUGUUUAACACUUUUUGGGAUACUACAUGAUUCCAUAUGUGUUAUUUCAUAGUUUUGAUGUCUUCACUAUUAUUCUACAAUGUAUAGUAAAAUACCCUGGAAUGAGUAGGGGUGUCCAAACUAUUGACUGGUACUGUAUAUUGAGUUAUAUGUGUGUACAAUAAAGACUCACCACCUCUCUCUGUCUCUCUCUCUCCCCCCCCCUCUUUCUCUCUGUCCUUCCCUCUCUCUCUCUCUCUCUCUCGCUCUCUCUCUAUUUCUCUCUGUUCUCUGCCCUCUCUCUUUCUAUGUCCUCCCCCUCUCUCUACCCUCCCUUUCAGGACCACCUGGUGUGUUUCCUGCCUGGCACUCUGGCGCUGGGUGCCCACAAUGGGCUGCCAGAGGACCACAUGGAGCUAGCCCUGCAGCUGAUGGAGACGUGCCACCAGAUGUACGUCCAGAUGGAGACGGGCCUGAGCCCCGAGAUCGCCCAUUUCAACCUGCAGCCUUACGAGGGGCGAGACAUCGACGUCAAGGUGGGUUCUACUGGGAGAAUAUUGGAGCAUCCCAAAUGGGCACCAUAUUCUUUAUUUAGUGCACUACAUAGGGAAUAGGGUGCAAUUUGGGACUUAGACAAUAUGUGUCUGUGAGAUAUAGAGGGGUAUUUAGCUUCUACUGUGUUUCUUUCAAUCUUUGUUUACUUUGCUGCUCAUCUUACAGUGAGGGAAAAAAGUAUUUGAUCCCCUGCUGAUUUUGUACGUUUGCCCACUGACAAAGACAUGAUCAGUCUAUAAUUUUAAUGGUAGGUUUAUUUGAACAGUGAGAGACAGAAUAACAACAAAAAAAUCCAGAAAAAUUAAUGUCAAAAAUGUUAUAAAUUGAUUUGCAUUUUAAUGAGGGAAAUAAGUAUUUGACCCCUCUGCAAAACAUGACUUAGUACUUGGUGGCAAAACCCUUGUUGGCAAUCACAGAGGUCAGACGUUUCUUGUAGUUGGCCACCAGGUUUGCACACAUCUCAGGAGGGAUUUUGUUCCACUCCUCUUUGCAUAUCUUCUCCAAGUCAUUAAGGUUUUGAUGCUAACGUUUGGCAACUCGAACCUUCAGCUCCCUCCACAGAUUUCUUAUGGGAUUAAGGUCUGGAGACUGGCUAGGCCACUCCAGGACCUUAAUGUGCUUCUUCUUGAGCCACUCCUUUCUUGCCUUGGCCGUGUGUUUUGGGUCAUUGUCAUGCUGGAAUACCCAUCCACGACCCAUUUUCAAUGCCCCUGCUGAGGGAAGGAGGUUCUCACCCAAGAUUUGACGGUACAUGGCCCCGUCCAUCGUCCCUUUGAUGCGAUGAAGUUGUCCUGUCCCCUUAGCAGAAAAACACCCCCAAAGCAUAAUGUUUCCACCACCAUGUUUGACGGUGGGGAUGGUGUUCUUGGGGUCAUAGGCAGCAUUCCUCCUCUUCCGAACACGGCGAGUUGAGUUGAUGCCAAAGAGCUCGAUUUUGGUCUCAUCUGACCACAACACUUUCACCCAGUUCUCCUCUGAAUCAUUCAGAUGUUCAUUGGCAAACUUCAGACGGCCCUGUAUAUGUGCUUUCUUGAGCAGGGGGACCUUGCGGGCGCUGCAGGAUUUCAGUCCUUCACGGCGUAGUGUGUUACCAAUUGUUUUCUUGGUGACUAUGGUCCCAGCUGCCUUGAGAUCAUUGACAAGAUCCUCCCGUGUAGUUCUGGGCUGAUUCCUCACCGUUCUCAUGAUCAUUGCAACUCCACGAGGUGAGAUCUUGCAUGGAGCCCCAGGCAGAGGGAGAUUGACAGUUCUUUUGUGUUUCUCCAUUUGCAAAUAAUCGCACCAACUGUUGUCACCUUCUCAACCAAGCUGCUUGCCGAUGGUCUUGUAGCCCAUUCCAGCCUUGUGUAGGUCUACAAUCUUGUCCCUGACAUCCUUGGAGAGCUCUUUGGUCUUGGCCAUGGUGGAGAGUUUGGAAUAUGAUUGAUUGAUUGCUUCUGUGGACAGGUAUCUUUUAUACAGGUAACAAGCUGCGAUUAGGAGCACUCCCUUUAAGUGUGCUCCUAAUCUCAGCUCGUUACCUGUAUAAAAGACACCUGGGAGCCAGAAAUCUUUCUGAUUGAGAGGGGGUCAAAUACUUAUUUCCCUCAUUAAAAUGCAAAUCAAUUUAUAAAAAUUUUUGACAUGCGUUUUUCUGGAUUUUUUUGUUGUUAUUCUGUCUCUCACUGUUCAAAUAAACCUACCAUUAAAAUGAUAGACUGAUCAUUUCUUUGUCAGUGGGCAAACGUACAACAUCAGCAGGGGAUCAAAUACUUUUUUCCCUCACUGUAUUUCUGUGUCUUGCACUAAUCCCUGUCUAGAGAUUUCGAGUGGCAGAGUAAUAGGAGUCAUUAGUGGCUCCAGGGUGUAAUAAAGCUGAAAAUAUAUCAGAUACACAGUAUUUGUUUUCUCCCUCACUGCUGGAAUUAACCCUCUAAAAACUUGUUUCCCAAAUACUACAGCAUACAAACUUCAUCAAUCAAAGCAUAAGAAGAUGUAUAUUUGCACCCACUUUACUGUCAAUGUGUAUUGUUGAUUCUUAAAUGGCACCCUAUUCCCUAAAAGUAGUGCACUGUAUAGGAAAUGGGGUGCAAUUUCGGAAGCACCCUAUGUGCGUUUGCAUGUAUUUUCUCCCGCAGCCUUCAGACAGACACAACCUCCUGAGACCAGAGACAGUGGAGAGUCUGUUCUACCUGUACAGAUUCACUAAGGAAACUAAAUACAGAGACUGGGGCUGGGACAUUCUAGAGAGCUUCAACAGAUACACCAGGGUGAGUCCAAUGUCUUGCGUCAGAUAGCGCAACGACUCUCUCUGGACUGAUCUGUCUGAUAUUUUGCAAACUUUUAUAUGGGAUAGAUCAUUUACAUUUAAAUUUUUAGUCAUUUAUCAGACGCUCUUAUCCAGAGUGACUUACAGUUAGUGAGUGCAUACAUUAUUUAUAUUUUAUAUUUCAUACUGGCCCCCCGUGGGAAAAGUAUUUUGGCAACUUUUAUGCUGUCAUACCAUUCGAAAAUGUUUUUAAGGUGACUUCGUCUAACGAACCACCUAACAGUCAGGAUUAAUCUUAACAAAAACGAUAAACCUGUAGGCAAUUUUGACGUUUUCUUAACUACCUAAUUCUACAUCAAGCUAAGGAGGUUGAAGAAGCAGUAUUUAUAACGUUUGAAAUGCUAGCUAGCUUGGUUGUUAGCUAAGCUAGUCUCACUGGCUGAAUUAAGAAGCUAAAUGAGCUACAUUCUGAGAACAGUCCCAUAAUUUUGUGCAGUACAACUUUAUUAGCAUGCUGGCUAACUAGCUACCGUAAGGGCCAUUUAAACAAGCUAGCACAUUUAUGUCAGUAAACUGUGUUCUGCUAAAUACAAGAAGUUUGAUCAGCUGACAGACUGGUGCAUGGUUUCAGUUAGCCAUUGCAUCUGCCAGCUGGUUCAUAGCGUGUCAAUGCAAGAACGCAGUCAUUUCUAAAACCCAGAUCCUACUUUCAUGCGGAUGCAGAGGAAUCUUUAUUGUUAAAGAUGAGCUCUACGAUUUGCAUGACAGAUGGCUCAUGACAAUGCAGUCUCGUUAGAAAGACGCCAUCUGUCGGAAGGCAAUAGGGUGAGUCUACUUGAAUUUCUCAAUGAACAUAAUCAUCUGAGCUGUGACACCAAUGCUGCCUUCUUAAGGGAUCCGGCUUGACUCACUGUGGGGUCGUUCCAUGUCAUUUCAGCAAGCCAUGACACCCACCAUCUCAGAUUGUUCUGAAAUCAUUUAUGUAGUUAAAAAAAGAUAAGAUUAGCAUUCCUGCAACAUAACUUUUUUUUAAAUCUAAUUUGAUCUCUUGAGAAAUUAAGCGAAUUGAUUGCACCCAAAUUGGCAAUUGUAAUUUAUAGGAUUCAUAUAAUAUUCAAUAAAUAUAGUACUUAACAUCAGAUUUGUACCAAACUUUUUUCUAACAAUGAGGAAUCCCCCUCAAAAAUCAAAGCCACCCCACUCCAAUCCCACCCUAACAACGAGUAUACAGUAUCCGUUCUCUAUGUCUGACAAGUAGUAUGGAGCUGUGGCUUGGAGUAUUUUUUCUUCAUUUAUGUAAUGUAUUCUCAGUGAAUUUGGUGAUUGUUUUUUCCCCCUGUUAGUCAUUGAAGUUGUUAGGUUUAUGUCCAAUCCUACAUCCUGAUAUUACCAAGGUCUGAACACUAGAUGUUGCUGUUCCUACUUAGGUGAUUUGUUUUUUUUAAGAACGUCUCAAUAUUAAAGGGAUAGUUCACCCAAAUUACAAAAAAACAGAUUGGUUUCCUUACCCUGUAAGCAGUUUAUGGACAAGGUAUGACAGCAACCCAUGUUUUGGUUUUGUUUACCUGGACCCUGUUUCAAAUGCUAACUUUUUAUAUCCAAAUAAUCUAUAAGUAACAUCAUUGAGUUUUUUUUAGAUACUUCAGGAUGAUUUGGACAUGAAGCGUGAGAAUGCUAAUAUAGGUACCAUUAACUUGCAUUGGAUUUGUGCCACAAAUGCUAAAAACAGUGGAAACAAUGGACAGCAAAACAAACGCAUGGAUUGCUGUCAUGCCUUAUCCUUAGACUGCUUACAGGAUAAAGAAACAUAUGUAUUUUUAUAAUUUGGGUGAACUAUUCCUUUAAAAAUAUAUAUUUUGUAUCACCUGGAACAGUACUAUCUAGUGGUCUGAACCUGGUAAUAUGUAGGAUGGGACAUAAACCUAACAACUUCAAUAAUUAAUUUAUCUGAACAGGGGGAAAAAAACUUCACCAAAAUCCACUGGGAAUACAUUACAUAGGAUGAAGAAACAAUACUUCAAGCCGCAGCUCCAUAAUACUUGUCAGACAUGGAGAACUGAUACGAUAUACUCAUAUUUGGGGUGGGAUUGGAAUGGGGUGUGGAGGGUCCAUAAGUUUGGUCCAAAUCAGAUGUUUGGUACUAUAUUUAUUGAUUAUUAUAUGAAUCUUAUAAAUUAAAAUGGCCAAUUUGGGUGCAAUCAAUUAGCUUAAUUUCUCAGAGAUUAAAUGAUAUUUCAACAAAAUAAUGUUGCAGGAAUGCUAAUCUUAUCUGUUUCGAACAACAGAAACAAUUUCAGAACAAUCUGAAAUGGUGGGUGUCGAAAUCCUCUUGUGCUUUUUGAGGUGGAAUGUCCCUGUGGUGUGGUGGCGAAGAGUCAAAGACAGACUUGUAGAUUGGAUUUCAUGUGGAGGAGUUUGGGUUUCCUGUCCCUUCAUGCUCUGCUUCCUCUCCAGGUGCCAAGCGGAGGCUAUACCUCCAUCAGUAACGUGCGUGACCCCGUGAACCCUGGUCCCAGGGACAAGAUGGAGAGCUUCUUCCUGGGGGAGACGCUCAAGUACUUAUAUCUGUUGUUCUCAGAUGACCUGGAGCUGCUUAGCCUAGACAAGUAUGUGUUCAACACCGAGGCCCACCCACUACCCAUCUGGCAAUCUCCUCCG